UCACUGAGGAGAGCAAACCUGUUCGACUUGAAUAAACAAGAUCAUCAGUCAUCCUUUCGAUAUCAACACCUGUGUGGACUUACACAUCCGAUGAGCCAGGUUAUGUUAACGAUCAAACGUGUUUUUUGAAUCAGUUACAAUUCAUUAAAAGGUAAUUUUAGGAGGAUAGAAAAAUGGCAUCACUCCAGAAGAGUCUUACUCGUCCUCUGCUUUUUAAUGUCAUUCUUCUUGGAAAAACAGGAUAUGGAAAAAGUGCUUCAGGAAACACUUUACUGAGGAAAGAUGUUUUUAUUUCCAAGAACAGCUUUAAAGCUGUAACUCAAGAGGUUCAAAUGGAGUGUGUGACUUUUGAUGGAGUGACUCUUAAUGUGUAUGACACACCAGGAUUCUUCAAUCCAGUACCAAGCAAUGAGAUUACAAUAAAACAAUAUCAAUCUCUCUUCCAGUUAAAUGAUUCAGCUCGCACUGUGAUUCUGUUGGUGAUAAAAGCACAAAGACUUGAUUCUGAAGAAAAACAAGCUGCUCGUCUGAUUGGGUAUUUUAUACCAGAAUGUCUUGUCCAGAACACGUGGAUCCUCUUCACCAAAGGAGACAAACUGGAGAGAGAAAAUCUCACUAUUGAGCAGUUUAUAGAACAGACAGAAGAAGUGAAAGAAGUCCUACAGAGAUUUCAAAACAGAUAUCACGUCUUCAACAACUUCUCCCAAAAUCCAAAUCAAGUUAGAAAGUUAAUUAAUAAAAUCUCAGAGGCACCAGAAAUGAUCCCUCCAGAAAUGGGAUUUCCUCGGACAACACCACCAGAUCCUAAAAAAGAUUCUCUUCACAGGAGAAUCAUACUGGUGGGUAAGACUGGUGUUGGGAAGAGCACUACAGGAAACGCCAUCCUGGGAGAGAAGAGAUUCAAAUCUGAGUUCAGUUCAUCCUCGAUAACAUCAGAGUGUGAACUGCAUCAGGCAAUGGUUUCAGGGAGGAAUAUAUCUGUUAUCGACACACCAGGGUUAUUCGACACAAGACUAUGCUCUGAGAAGUUAGGUAUGGAGAUAGGAAGGAGUUUUUAUCUGUCCAGUCCAGGACCCCACGCUUUCCUUUAUGUCCAGCCUGCUAACAUCAGAUUCACUGAACAGGAGGAAAAUGUUUUUCAAAAAUUAGAGCUGAUUUUUGGAAGAGAGAUGAAAAAAUACACAAUAUUUCUCUUCACCCAUGGAGACUUGUUAGAGAAGAAGUCUGUAGAUAUGUUGAUUCAGGAGAACAGAUCUCUCAGUAAACUAGUUGAUGAGUGUGGAGGUGGAUAUCACAUCUUCAACAAUAAACAACUGAGAAACAGAGAGCAGGUCAGUAAGCUACUGGAGAGGAUAGACAGAAUGGUGGAGGAAAAUGGAGGAACCUGCUACUCCAAUCAGAUAUAUGAGGAAGCAGUGAGAGACAGGCAAGAGGAGAAGGAGAAAAGGAUGAGGGAGGAAACAGAGAAACUCAAGCAAGAGGAGGAGGACAGGAGGAUGAGAGAGGAAAGGGAGAGACUCAAGAGAGAGGAGCAUAUGAGGAGGAGGAGGAGGAGCAUGAGGGAGGAAAUGGACAAUCCCAGGAGAGAAAAGGAUGAAUGGAGCAGGACGAGCGAGGAAAUAAAGAGAUUAGCACAAGCGCUGAAGGAGGAGAGAAGGAUGAGGGAGGAAACAGAAAGACUCAGGAGAGAGGAGGAGAGGAAAAGAAAGGAGGAAACAGAGAGACUCAGGAGAGAGGAGGAUGUGUGGAGCAGGACGAGCGAGGAAAUAAAGAGAUUAGCACAAGCGCUGAAGGAGGAGAGAAGGAUGAGGGAGGAGAGGAAAAGGAGGGAGAAAACAGAGAGACUCAUGAGAGAGGAGGAGGAGGGAGGAAACAGAAAGACUCAGGUGAGAGGAGGAGAAAAAACAGACAGUUUCAGAAGAGAGGAGACAAAAGGGAAAGACAAGGAGGAUUUUGAAGCAUUUUGCAGAAGAAACAAGAAGUUUUUGCAUAUUGCUAGCGGUGUUGCAGGUGGAGAUGCAUCUGUAGUUGGAUGUGUAGUUGGAGCUAUAGUGGGUGUUGUUUCUGCCGGUGUUAUUGGUGCAGGUGUUGGUGCAGGCAUUGGUGCAGGCAUUGGUGGUAGUGUAGGCACUGCUCUUGGGGCUACUGGUACUUUUAUCAUGGGUUUAUUUAAAUCUAAAAAUAAAGGUAAUUAAAAAAAGGCAGAGCACAGAGAGAAAAUGUGCAACAGACAAUGAUGGUGGAGGAUUGGGUACACCUGAUUUUGAGUUCUUGUUUUUGAGCUUCUUGCUUAGUCUCUAACUGGGGAUCUUGCUAUGGUCAAGAGAGGGGCAAUUUCAAAAUCAGGACUAAACUCGACAAAUCACGAUGGCAUGUAUUUGGGUAUAUUUUCAGUGGGUGUAUUCAUAAUGUACUAAAUACAGCUAACUAUUCUGCUUCACCUAAAAAUAGCUGGUGUAGGCGAAUCAUGUUGGCUCAUGGUGUAUUUCAUGCUUAUUCAGUCUACAUUGAUUGUUUGAAAUUUAGACCAGUAAAGAGGUAAUAAUAUGAUACUACUAGUAGUUGUAUUAAAUUUUCUAUGAGGUGAGACGCAUACAACAAAUACAGGCAUGUAAUAAAUGUUUAAUGAAUGCUAGAACAGUGUGAAAUAAACAAAUAGAACUAAGAACUAUGAAUUUUUGAUACAUUUUUCUUCUCAUUCUUUUGGGCCAUGUCCCUGUAAGACUAUGUAUAUAAU
This is a messenger RNA of Pangasianodon hypophthalmus (striped catfish), 2737 nucleotides long. RefSeq names its product reticulocyte-binding protein homolog 2a-like. Gene Ontology annotation, molecular function: GTP binding. The transcript is spliced from 3 exons. The coding region runs from base 174 to 2195 and encodes 673 amino acids. NCBI's taxonomy places the organism in Eukaryota, Metazoa, Chordata, Actinopteri, Siluriformes, Pangasiidae. The record is from RefSeq and is a predicted model, not a curated record.